AUGCCAGAGAAGCACAAAUUUGAUGUGAGAGCACUCAGACGAGACUCACAAAGUUCUGAACUGGAAGGACACAGCCUACCGCCAGACACUCAUGGUAGCCUACAAUCAUCAGUGCCCCCACCCCCAUAUUGUGUACAAGAUGAAUAUCCUCCCUGUGGCCCAGGACACAUCUCGACUAUAGAUAGCCCGGCAAACGAACAACUCGCGACUACCACGAACAUUCAAGAUCCUGAAUUGUGCCCACAAGUCCCAGAAUGGAGAGAAGAUUACAACAUCUUCAAUCUUACACAUAGACCGGGCAAGCAACCUCUCGACAACAAGAUUGGCGCUCGAAGGAAUCGCGGACAAUUCAGAUCUGAGACAUGGGAGGCUCCAGAAAAGACCUCAGAGCUGAGAACAAUGCAAACUUCCAAACCGAGGAGAUACAUCUCCCGCACAUUCCCUGCCGAUUCUUCCAUGCAGCCAUAUCUCGACCAAUGUUAUGAUCGGCCAUAUGGAUUCUCUCCAAGAACGGCGCUUCCAGAGGGACAUGAAGAUACAAAAUCAGCCCAAGAUCUAUGCCUCGAACUAGAACAUCUACAGAAGCAAAUAGCGUAUUUAAAAUCCGCUAUCAUACCAGCCGAGCAAGAAUUUCACUCAUUAGCUGCACGUUUACUAAGGAACAGCAAUGAUGGUCCACACUUUGACAUUCUAAUUACGGCUGAGAAAGAACACGUAAUAUCUCAGAGAAUGCAGUGGUUACAAAAACAAUUUGUGAUCAUACGGCGGGAGAUUUCAAGCAAAGAGCGUGCGCAUGAGUACGCCGUUGAAGAAUUGAAUAGGGUUAGUGAAUUGAAUGAUCGACUGUCACAGCCGCUUAAAGAUAUGGCCAAGGCGAUGAAUGAAAGGAGGUUAGGGAGGAGAUGGCUACAGGGGAAAUUCCCGUGGGCUGAUGCUGUGCAUAUCGGAAGUGAUGUGCCGGAUUUUGCUAUGAUUAUGACACAGAGAGAGUUACGAUAA
Messenger RNA from Botrytis fragariae, 999 nucleotides. RefSeq lists its product as uncharacterized. The transcript has a single exon. NCBI's taxonomy places the organism in Eukaryota, Fungi, Ascomycota, Leotiomycetes, Helotiales, Sclerotiniaceae. The record is from RefSeq and is a predicted model, not a curated record. Bases 1 to 999 code for a protein of 332 amino acids.